UAAAUAAUUCGAGCUAAGGAAAUUCCCGUUUGAGAGAAUCAUGUUUGGGCUCACCCGUCGCGUAGUCUUUCGUGUCUUAAGGCCGAAGACGAUAUGUCGUCAGUUUGCCUCACAAGCCAUCAACCAGAUGCUGAUGCUCCAACAGAUGGACAUCUGUGCGGAUCAGCCCUCGCGCGGUCUGGUCAUCGGCGUCUAUGCCGACGAGGAAGACAAGAACGACGCGGGCAUCCUGACCGCAGCUGGUUGGCGAUACAAUGUCCAGAAGACAAACGGUCGUUUGAUUGAGGUGCUGCGUAUGUCUGGACCGAUGCCGAAGCGCGGAGAGGCUCGCCUCCUGUUCGCCAUUGAGCCGGAGCGAGUUCCCUACUAUUCCGUCGUAGCUGUUGUUGGCUUGGGCAAGGAGUGUCUGGGUUACAAUCCCUAUGAGGUUCUGGAUGAGCAAAAGGAAGCUAUCCGACGCUCUGUGGCAAAGGCCUGUCAGAUUUUAGCUGAGCUCGAUACAGACAGAAUUGAAGUUGAGAAUUGUGGACAUGCAGAGUCUGCAGCGGAAGGAGCUGCCUUAGGUAUUUGGGCCUAUCAAGAAAUGCGCGACCCCAAGACUCGAAUCUAUGUGCCUUCAAUCGAUCUCUAUGCGCUCAAAGAUGAGCCCUGCGAUAUAGAAGGCUGGCGCAUCGGACUGCAGAAAGCUGCUGCACAGAACCUGACCCGGCAGCUUCAGGAAAUGCCUUCCAAUCUACUGACACCAACAGCAUUCGCCCAGAAUGUUGUGGAGGUUCUGUGUAAAUCAGGUGUGAAUGUGGAAGUCAAGGUAGAGGGAUGGGCCGAGAGUCAGUCGAUGCAUGCCUUCCUUGCAGUUGGCAAAGCCUCUUGUGAACCGCCCAUCUUCCUCGAACUGAGCUACUACGGCACUUGUGCGGAGGAGCGUCCCAUUGUGUUGGUCGGACAAGGCAUCACCUUUGAUGCCGGUGGCUUGUGCCUCAAAGAGCGCGAGGAGUUGUACCAUAUGCGAGGUGAUAUGACGGGAGCUGCUGUUGUGGUGGCCACCUGUCGCGCCGUAGCAGGGCUGCGUUUGCCAGUCAACAUUCGCGGUCUCAUYCCACUUUGUGAAAAUGUGGUUGGUUGCAAUUCRUUCCGUCCCGGMGACAUGGUCAAGUCGAUGAAUGGCAAGACCAUUGAAGUUCAGUGUACCGACCAUGAGGAUGUUCUAGUUCUAGCUGAUGCAUUGCUCUAUGGCCAGAACUUCUGCCCCAAGUGCAUCAUUGACAUUGGCACCUGCUCGGGCUACAUGCGCCAAGCYUUAGAUGAGGCUGCGUGUGGCGUCUUCACCAAUUCUGAAAUCCURUGGCAACAGAUCAAACAUGCCAGCAUGCAUACCGGUGAUCGCGUCUGGCGUUUCCCUCUAUGGAACUACUACAGCAAAGCCGUCCGUGCCGGACAGCGUAGCGAUGUGCAGAACUACGGCAUUGGUCGUGGCGGACGCCCCUGCAAGGCGGCUGCUUUCCUGCGUGAAUUUGUGCCUUGCGGACAGUGGAUGCAUAUUGAUGCGACCAAUGUGAUGGUGACAAAUGGCAUAGAUUUCGAAUACUUGCGUCGUGGCAUGGCUGGUCGACCUACCCGGACGUUAAUUGAGUUUAUUGCCCAGACCAUCUGCAAGGAUACUGCUCCGAAGAUGGGAAAAUAGAAAAGUUCUCGUAUUUCUUGUGAAAUUCAAUUGUACGCCAUUUUCCAGAUCGUAGGUCGUGGUUAUCAAAUUAAUCACACGGUGGUGGACGGAAGUGUUUUCUAAAUGGAUAUGUUUUGUAUUUCGUUUUCCGUUUUCCGAUAUGUUCAUAAAUUACUAGUUAAAUUAUAUUGUAAAAA
Molecule: messenger RNA, 1860 nt
Organism: Drosophila arizonae
Lineage: Eukaryota; Metazoa; Arthropoda; Insecta; Diptera; Drosophilidae
Product: crystallomitin S-Lap1
Biological process (GO): proteolysis
Cellular component (GO): cytoplasm
Molecular function (GO): manganese ion binding; metalloaminopeptidase activity
Source: RefSeq, a predicted model, not a curated record